AUGGGCAAUGGCAUGAACAAGGUAUGACUAAUGAUGUGUAGAGGAAACUUUAUCUGUGAAUGCGAUUGGGCAAAGCUGCUACGGAGUGUCCCUUUGUGGCUGGCAAGGCCUGGUGGGGGUUCUAGGCUCUGGAGGGCACCAGCCUGGGGGGCAAGGCUGAGAAAGAGGGUUUGUUUCAAGCGGGGGGCGGGGGGGGACAAGGGCUGCCCAAGUAUUUAUUUACUUAUUUGAAUGUUUUAAAUAGUUGUUUUUAACUGUGAUUUUUAAACCACUUUGAGAUUUUGUACGUAAGGGGUUUAUAAAUCUUGGGAAAUGGAAUAAACAAGUAUAGCUGGGGUCUAUCUCUUACCAGCCCCUGUCAGGGAUGAUAAGAGUUCAGCAAUAUCCAUAGUGCCACCAGCUCCACGUCCCAGAGAUGUUUCACAAAGCUUUUAAUUCAUUGGAAGCCACCCAAAGUGACAGGGGUCACCCAGUCAGAUGAGCGGCAUAUUAUUAUUAUUAUUAUUAUUGCCACAAUGAACCUCCUCUGAUUUAAGGGACACACCCCAGCCCUCAGGGUGGGCCCCAGACAUUUUUGCCACUUGAGAGGGAGGACAACAUGGUCACCCCUCCCCACAGCAGACACAGAUGCCAGCUGGACUAGCAGUUGGAUCUUUGAAUUUGACACACCUAGCGAUGGUGCAGCUGUCUCCCACCACGUGAUUAGAGGGGGAAACCCUCAAAGCGACUCACAAAGAGAAUGAAACAAUAAACUUAUCAGCAGAAACAGUCAAAAGAUAAAAACAGCAAUAAACUAAAAGUAGAUUAAAACAUACACCUUCAUGUCUGUGUAGGCUUAGCUAAGCAAGAAUGUUUUUAUCAGGCACUGGAAAGAGUGCAGAGUAGGUGCCUGAUUGGUGUCAUGAGGCAGGGAGUUCCAAAGUGUAGGCAGAAUUAAUUUCUUAAACAUAAUAAUAAAAAAUAAAUAAUAAUACAUUUUAUUUAUACCCAGCCCUCCCAGGCCAGAGCUGGGCUCAGGGCGGCUAACACCAGUAAAAUUACAAUAAAAACAUAAUGGGGGGGGAGGGAGAGAAACAAUUUCUAAUACAGGUUAAAAUGCAAUUUAAAAUGCAGCCUCAUUUUAAAAGUAGCCAAUAAAUCAAGACCAUAAGGGGAGGGAAACAUAAGGGUCAGACUGAGUCCAAACCAAAGGCCAGGCGGAACAGCUCUGUCUUGCAGGCCCUGCGGAAAGAUGUCAAGUCCCACAGAGGACAAUGGCCAGGGGGCUUAGGAGGGGCAGCUAGGGGCUGCAGCUGUGAUCCCCUCACAUUGUCCAAUGGUAGGGCCGGGAUCAGCAACUGCUCUACUGGUACAAAGUUACCAGUGCACAGGUGACGGUAGCAAGGAUGUGGCUUGAAAGGAAAGGUUGCAGUCAGCUCACAAGCCCAAACUGCUCACCAGGUGUCUUUUGCCACUGUUUCCUUCAGGGAGGAGGGGGCUGUUGAUGGCUGCUGGCCAGCAAUGCCUCUGAAUGCCAGCUGCUGGAAACUGCAGGAGCAGAGAGCUGCUCCUGUGUUCGAAUCCUGCAUGCCAGUUUCCCACAGCCAACUGCUCAGCCAGCCACCGUGAGAACAGGAUGCUGGACUAGCGGGCUCUUAUUAUGUCCCCCUGGGAAUCCAACAGCAAGGAGAGAUCAAAGAGCACUCCCAAUGUGCAGAGGUUGUUUUUUUGUGCUUCUGUCUAAAGCAGGCAACCCAACCUUAACGCCCAACCACCCAGCUUGCCAACCAUCUCUGUCUUGAGAAUGCGACAGAAUUCUGCCUCCGUUGCAGAACUAAACUGGUUUAACGGAUAUGCCUUCCUAUUCUCCAGGAAGCUGCCAUCCCACAAGGAGCCUUAGUGGGGUGAUUCCACAGCCCUUCCUCCCAGGAUUCAUUGAGAACGGGAAUAAUAAUAAUAAUAAUAAUAAUAAUAAUAAUAAUAAUAAUAUUUUAUUAUUUAUACCCAGCCCAUCUGGCUAUGUUUCCCCAGCCACUCUGGGCGGCUUCCAACAGAAUAUUAAUAUACAAUAAUCUAUUAAACAUUAAAAGCUUCCCUAAACAGGCUGCCUUUAGAUGUCUUUUAAAGAGAAGAUAGCUGCUUAUUUCCUUCACAUCUGAAGGGAGGGCGUUCCACAGGUCAGGCACCACCACCGAGAAGGCCCUCUGCCUGGUUCCCUGUAACUUGGCUUCUCGCAAUGAGGGAACCGCCAGAAGGCCCUCGGUGCUGGACCUCAGUGUCCGGGCAGAACGAUGGAGGUGGAGAUGCUCCUUCAGGUAUACUGGACCAAGGCCAUUUAGGACCUUAAAGGUCGGCACCAACACUUUGAAUUGAGCUCGGAAACGUACUGGGAGCCAGUGUAGGUCUUUCAAGACAUGUGUUAUAUGGUCUCGGUGGCCGCUCCCAGUCACCAAUCUAGCUGCCGCAUUCUGGAUUAGUUAUAGUUUCUGGGUCACCUUCAAAGGUAGCCCCACAUAGAGCGCAUUGCAGUAGUCCAAGCGGGAGAUAACCAGAGCAUGCACCACUCUGGCGAGACAGUCUGUGGGCAGGUAUGAAACCAAUAUAGCUUUGAGGUUUCCCUAUUCAUUUCCCCUUAAUGCCAUUAUUGGGCACACAUUCCCAAGAGGAAUAGAUGGUAUUAUGGAUGACUCUUAUCGUCAAAGAGGUGCUGGAGCUUACAGAAUAGAGGGCACAUGGUGCCUAUUCUGUAUGCUGUAGUGCAGCUUGUGGAAAACCCUUUUUGUUUCUGUAAGCUAGAUCCUAUCCUCCUCAACCUGAUUUGAAAGGUGGGCGAGGCUGCUCCUUUACCAACCACCUGGUGUCACAAUGUCGAGUUACUUUGUGCUUUGACGUCCUUAAAUUGGGAUGUCAAAGGGCCAUCCAGAGCUUGCAAAGGACCCUCCAGGGUGCUUCGGCGUUCGCUGCCCAUCAAUAGUGGUCUUGGUCUGUGGUCAAUGGUGAUGGAGGUAGCAACUGUGGCAGGUUUGCAAAGGGGUGUUGGCCAAACCCAGCAAACACCAGGAAAUCAGAAUUAUUCCAGCGGAGCCGAUAGGAGGCUCCCGAUUUCUCAGAUCUUUCAACCCCUCACACUUCCUAAGAGCUUGCCAGGCCCUGCAGCUUCCCUCAAAUCUCAGUUCAGCACUUUGGCAGCACAGCAAACAGAGAUGCAUAGCUGUCAACCGUCCCUUAUUUGGCGAGAAACUCCCUUAUCCCCGCUGCUGUCCCUUAUUGAUGAUGUCCCUCAAAUUUCCUGGGUUUCAAAGGAAGCAGCUCCUCUCCUUCCCUCCCUGCUGGCCAGGGAGGAGGGAGGCUCCAACUGUGUUGCUUGGCUGCAAUGCUCACCCAAUAAGGAGUCUAAGAACCACUGGGGGGUGGAGCUUGCAUGCCUUGUGCUGAUCAAGUCAGCCGCCUUGCCUGGGAACUCGCCUUUGCUCAGCGCUUCCCAGUGGAGAGGUGACGGUGGUUUUCCUUGCUGCAUCCCCUUUGCCGGGUUGCUGCGCUGUGGGAACCACCGCUUGAGGCUUCGUUUGGCUGCUGGCUGGGCUUUCUGACUUUGGCUGGGAGGGGCUCAGAAGUUGAACAUACCUGUGCUAUGAAAAUCCCUUAUUUUGGCUGCUGAUCCCUUAUUUCUGAGGCUGCUGGUCCCUUAUUUUCAAAUCUGUAAGUUGACAGCUAUGCAGAGAUGUGUGAAACCAACAGCCCUGGAGAGAUCAGGUGCCUUUGAACCACAGAGAAAGGAAAAGGAAGAGGCAUGAGUGCUUAUGUUUCAGGGCACUCACACACUGAAUGAAGCCCCACAGAGCCUGAAUGUUGUCAGAGUUGCCACAUCCAGCGCAUCCCAGGCACUGAAAUUUCAGGGCUCAAACCUGAGACUUAAGGGCGGGUUCUGGCGAUGUCACAGGGGUGGCCCCUGGAGACGGAAGUUAAUUGGGACAGGGGAGGGGAGGAACGCAGGACCCCGCCCCUCAAGUGUCUAUCCUAUAUUUUGCAGCCAGCUCCUGCUAGGCUAAAGCUUCAAAGUUGCAUGCAAAGGUAAAAAGUUUCUUUUAAAAUUAAAAGCACACUUGCUGACACCGAUAUUCAAGUCCUCCACCUGCCAGCUGGAGAGGGCCAGGUUAACCUGAACUUCAGGUCGGACCUGAAGGUCUGGCAACCCUAGUCAGAAUUCAGAGAAACCUCCAACUGCCUGGGGAAAGCCUCUGUACCAUGAAAAGAAAUAAAAAGAAUAUGAAGAAGAAGAAGAAGUUGUUCUGUGUUUGCAUCGCUUCACUUUGCCUAUGGGCACUGUAAUUUACCCAUCAAAGAGCUACAGUUCCCAGCACCCUUAACAAACUAUCGCCCCAGGAGUCCAUAGGGAAAGUCAUGUGCUUUAAAUGUUUAUAGUACAAAAGAUGAGUCUUCCUGUGUUUUGGCUCAUCUUACUCCCCCCCUUUUCCCCCUCCUUCUCCCCCCCCUUUUUCCUUUUCCUUUCCUUUUUCCCCCAUCCUUCUUCUUCUUUCCUUUUUCUUUUUUCCUUUUCCAUAAUGGCUUAUGUUUUAUGCCAUGUACUUUGAUAUUUUGUGUAGGUUUUUUUAACUUUUUUCAUUAUUAUUGUUACUAUUAAGGAAUUUUCUUUUGUCAUUUUGGUUGUCUAUAUUUAUGUGUAUUUGUUUAAAGCAAAAUAAAAGUAUUUAAAUUAAUAAAUGUUUAUGGCGCGCACUCAGAGCCUUUCCCUUGCAAGCAGAAGCUCUCAGGUUCAACCCCCUCCAGGAAGGGUUGGGAGAAACUCCUGCCAGAAAUCCUUCAGAGCUGCUGCAACUGACAGCAACUUUCCUUUUUGUGUCCAACAGAUUCUCCCUGGGCUUUUCCUCGGCAACUUCGUAGGUGAGUCGUCUGAAAAAUGGGCGUGCUGCAGAUCCUGGGAGGAAUAAUAGAGGCCUGUGUUUCUUUUGGAUUCUGCUGUGAACCUUGGUGGGGAUCCUGUGCCUGUCUUAGCCCAGUCCAUGCCUGGCAGGCCCAGAGAGGCCAGCUGCGGCUUUCCCUGUGGCUGCAUUUUCAGGGCAGGGAAGACUUCGCCAUUUGCAUCUCUGCCUGUUGUCCUGACCUUUGAAACAUGCCUGGGGCAGCGGGGAGAGAAGCAAAUACUUAUUCUGGAUUGGUGUUUCCUUUAGCGUGUCAGCAGGAAAAACUGCUGAGUAAAAUGUUAGACAGAUAAUAGAAUCAUGGAAUUCUAGAGUUGGAAGGGACCCCGUGGGUCAUCUAGUCCAACCCCCGGCAAUGUAGGAAUCUCAGCUAAAGCCUCCAUGACAGAUGGCUCCAUUGGUUAGAGUGCAGUGCUCAUACCGCCAAGGUUGCAGGUUCGAUCCUCGUAAGGGAGAGCUGCAUAUUCCUGCAUUCCAGGGGGUUGGACUAGAUGAUCCCCCGGUGUCCCUUUCAACCCUGAUUUUCUGAUUCUGUGGUACAGGGGUAGGGAAUCUUGAGUCUGUGGGCCAAAUGUCCACAGGCCUCUCUGCCAGGUGAGGACUUUCCUGGCCCUGUUCAGUACCUCCCUUGGGUACUUUCUUAAAAUAUAUAUAUAAUAAUUUUUUAUUGGUUUUUCCACAUAUUUUCCAGCAUAUCAUCCUUUUAAACAUCAUUUCAAAAUCUUUGACUAUCACAGCCUAAGACUUCCUUCAGCCUCAACUGGUGGUUUUCUAAAAUCCUUUCUAAUUAUGCAUUUUGUUACUACAGUUAUUGCCAUAAAUCCAAAUCUUAAUACCUAAACUUAAUUCUUUUCACAAUAAUUUCUAUAUUACUCCUUACAAAACUUAUUUUAACCCUACAAGUGGUGUCAAUUGAUUGCAAUUGCUUUCCAAAUACAGUGGUACCUCAGGUUAAGUACUUAAUUUGUUCCAGAGGUCCGUUCUUAAUCUGAAACUGUUCUUAACCUGAAGCACCACUUUAGCUAAUGGGGUCUCCUGCUGCCAGAGCACGAUUUCUGUUCUCAUCCUGAAGCAAAGUUCUUAACCUGAGGUACUAUUUCUGAGUUAGCAGAGUCUGUAACCUGAAGCGUAUGUAACCCGAGGUACCACUGCAUCUACAAAACUUCUUCCAUUCCUUUAGCAAAAUCUGGUGUUGCCGGUUCCAAAUUUUCCCGGUGAAUCUCGCCAUCUCAGCAUAGUUCAUCAAUUUCUCUUGCCACUCUUAUUUAAUUGGCAUUCCUUCUUGCUUCCAACUCUGGGCUAACAAUAUCCUUGCUGCAGUUAUCGCAUAUAAAAAAAAUUGGGUGCUUUUGCUUGGCUUGAAUCCAUCCUCCAAGACUUUAAUAAGGCUUCCCGGGUGUUGGAGAGAAGGGAUUUGGUACAGAGCCCUUUUGACAAGGCUGGAUUGCAACUUAGGGUCCCACCUGCUGUUGCCUCCUGCCCCCGCUCACUUCCCCCAUGGCUCCUCCCACCCCUUGGAUGUGGUGGCCCCUAGGAAGCUGCCUGGGAGGAGAUGUGGCCCCCAAACCGAAAAAUGACCUCCACCCCAGCAGUAGCAGAAGCAACAGUUGCUGCAACCUGCCUGCCCACGAUCUGCUAAUGUUAAAGACUGAUCCAUCAGCAGUCAGGAGCGCUUCAGCCCUGUUUUUGAGUUUCCGCCCUGUUUUUGAGAUUGUUUGAAACUUGAAACCUCAAUUUCUUAUUAUUACUGCCUGUUGUUGUUUAGUCGUUUAGUCGUGUCCGACUCUUCGUGACCCCCUGAACCAGAGCACGCCAGGCACUCCUGUCUUCCACUGCCUCCCGCAGUUUGGUCAUACUCAUGCUGGUAGCUGCGAGAACACUGUCCAACCAUCUCAUCCUCUGUCGUCCCCUUUCUCCUUGUGCCCUCCAUCUUUGCCAGCAUCAGGGUCUUUUCCAGGGAGUCUUCUCUUCUCCUGAGGUGGCCAAAGUCUUGGAGCCUCAGCUUCAGGAUCUGUCCUUCCAGUGAGCACUCAGGGCUGAUUUCCUUCAGAAUGGAUCGGUUUGAUCUUCUUGCAGUCCAUGGGACUCUCAAGAGUCUCCUCCAGCACCAGAAUUCAAAAGCAUCAAUUCUUCGGCGAUCAGCCUUCUUUAUGGUCCAGCUUUCACUUCCAUACCUCACUACUGGGAAAACCAUAGUUUUUACUAUACGGACCUUUGUCGCGGCAAGGUGAUGUCUCUGCUUUUUAAGAUGCUGUCUAGGUUUGCCAUUGCUUUUCUCGCCAGAAGCAGGUGUCUUUUAAUUUCGUGACUGCUGUCACCAUCUGCAGUGAUCAUGGAGCCCAAGAAAGUAAAAUCUCUCACUGCCUCCAUUUCUUCCCCUUCUAUUUGCCAGGGGGUGAUGGGACCAGUUGCCAUGAUCUUCAUUUUGGUUCUCUUAAAUAAGGCUAUGUUUAAAACUUGUCAUUGAGGCUUUUAUACCUUUUUUGUAAACUCAAGGAAGCGUUUCAGCCCUGCUCUUGAGUUCGUUUGAUAUCACUUAAAAUCAUUUAAGGUUUAUAAUUUCCUUAUUUCCUUUUGAGGAAACUGAUUAGUUCAGUUAAACGAGUUUUGUAGCCGGCAUCUCAUUAAGUCUUUGUUUAAUUCUAGGUUAACUUUUCCUUAAAUUUUUUGGUUUUUGUUAUUUAAUUGAAUUCUGUAGUCGAUUACUUCUCAUUUCAGGGAUUUUCACGGCAAUUCUUUUGUUUUGUGUAAUUUCUUGGCUCCAUGGCUGUCUUUUUUUCACUGGUUUCACGAUCUGCUGGGUUCAGCAUUUGCUUUGGAAGGAAUGUCAAGUGUGGGUGUCAUGGAGGACGGGGAGGAAAGGGAGGCCUGGCGUAUCGCCAGUUUGCUCCUACCCUGCCUGUAACGAAACCUGGAGAAAAGAUCACACCAGGAACUCAGUCCAAUACAGUGGUACCUCAGGUUAAGUACUUAAUUCGUACCGGAGGUCCGUUCUGAACCUGAAACUGUUCUUAACCUGAAGCACCACUUUAGCUAAUGGGGCCUCCUGCUGCUGCCGCGCCGCCAGAGCACAAUUUCUGUUCUCAUCCUGAAGCAAAGUUCUUAACCUGAAGCACUGUUUCUGGAUUAGCGGAGUCUGUACCCUGAAGUGUAUGUAACCUGAAGCGUAUGUAACCUGAGGUGCCACUCUAUAAGUUUCAAUAGUGGGAGUGGUCCCUACUUGCAAAUCAGUAGUCAAUUGUAACAAAAACUAAUCCGUUCAAAAGUAUGUAUUCUGACAAGGAUUGCAAACUCAAAUAGAGAUUACAAACUCAAACAGAGAUACAAACUCAAACUCAUAAGGAUAUGUAUAUCCAAUUAUGGAUCAGAAACCAGUAACUUCAUGUUGGUCCAUAGUCAGGUUUGACGUGAAGGUCUUAGUUUCAAUCAUUGAGCAGAAGUCAGAAGUCAAUUACGGAUCAGAAGCCAAGACAGGGCCCUGUUUCGAUGUAUUCACCUUCAUCAGCUGGAAGUAUAAAAUAUUACAUGAAAACACAUUUAGAUUCUAAAUUUACAUAAAUUGUAAAACAGUCUGAGUUCUUGGUGUGCUCUUUUUCUCUUGGUAUAUUUAAUAACAAGAACUCCAACUUAUGUAAUGAGACCUGAGCAUUUCAAGACCUGAGCGUUUCUCUUGCCCGUUUGGAAUUCCAGGAACUUCUGGAGAAAGUUGCAUUUUCCUGUUUGUGUUGUGAAAAGGAACUCGUUCCAAAGCAGCUACCUGGGAAUGCACAGGCAGGCAGGCAGGCAGGCAAGCGUGGGUCCUUGGGUGGGUUAGCUCAAAACCUGUAAGCCACAUGGUGCCCAAGGACUGUGCUUGACUGCCUGUUCACUUAUAGAUUCCUGGAACUGUAGUGUUGGAAGGGGUUCCCCUGUGGUCAUCUAGUCCAAUCCCCUGCAGUGCAGGAAUCUCAGCUGAAGAGCUCACUCUCUGACACAGGGCCACCCAACCUCUGCUUCAAAGCCUCCAGGGAAGGAGUGUCCUUCACCUUCCUAGAGAGUCCAUUCCACUGUCAAACAGCUCCUACCAUCAGAAAGAUCUUCCUGAUUUUUAGUUCGAAUCUCCUUCCUUGUCCUUUUUCCCUCAGCUCCCCUCUCUGGUUUUUCAACACAUGUUAUUCUCUGCAUAUUGUGAAAUUGUAAAGAUCCUUAACUUAUCUGUCUAGUAUGUUAACAAUCAAUAAAUUUGUGUAUGUUUAUUCAAAACCUGCCAAGGAGUCCAAUUCAUUUUGGUGUUUUUUUUUAAAGUAGUUUGUAAAAAGUUCCCAUUCUUCUUUAAAGUCACAGUUGUCCUUGUCUCGCAGUCUGUAUGUCAAUUUUGCCAAUUCUGCAUAGUCCAUCAAUUUCUCUUGCCACUGUUCUUUUGUCGGGGUUUCCUCAUUCUUCCAUCCUUGUGCUAUUAAGACUCUUGCUGCUGUUGUCACAUACAUAAAUAAAUUCUUUCUUUUCUUUGGCAGGUCUUUUCCUACAAUCCCUAACAAAAAUGCUUCUGGUUUUUUUUACAAAUGUUAAUUUAAACAUUUUCUUCAACUCAUUAUACAUCAUUUCCCAAUUUUUUAAAAUUUCUCUACAUUCCCACCACAUAUGGUAAAAGUUCCCUUCUUUCUCUUUACACUUCCAGCAUACGUUUGAUCCAGUUUUAUACAUUCUUGCAAUCUGUACUGGUGUUAUAUACCAUCUAUACAUCAUUUUCAUAUACUGUAUUUUUCGCCCUAUAGGACGCACUUUUUCCCCUCCAAAAAUGAAGGGGAAAUGUGUGUGCGUCCUAUGGGGCGAAUGCAGACUUUCGCUGAAGCCUGGAGAACGAGAGUGCGCACCGACCCCUCUCGCUCUCCAGGCCUCAGGAAGCUAUCCGCAAGCCUUGGGAUCUCCGCGGGAGUUCCCGUCGGGCUCCCAAGGCUUGCGGAUAGCAGCCUGCAUCCCGAAGCCUGGGGCGCGCUGCACAGCGUGCCCCAGGCUUCGUGCAGAUAUCGGGCAACCCCACAAGCUCGGGGGACAGCGGGGAGGCGCAGCGCCGCCAUCCCGCUGUUCCCCGACCUGGUUUGGAUUCCCCGACCUGGUUUUGGGGGGGAAAUAAAGGGGAUAAAAUUCCCUUUAUUUCCCCCCCCCAAAAAAAAACUAGGUGCGCCCUAUGGGCUGGUGUGCCCUAUGGGGCGAAAAAUAUGGUAACUUUCUUUCAGAAGAGAACAGUCUGUAAAUUUUAAAUCUAUUCUCCACAAUUUUUCCCAAUCUUCCAGUUGUAUAUCAUGUCCUAUAUCUUGUGCCCAUUUGAUCAUGACCGACUUUACCUCCUCAUCUUUUCUUCCCAUUCUAGCAGAAUACUAUAUGCACCCUUCAGAAUCUCCUUCCUUGUCCUUUGAAUCCAUUGCUUCAGGUCCUCCCCUUUAGAGCAGCAGAAAAACAAGCUUUCUCCAUCUUCCAUGCAACAGCUUUCCAGAUAUCUGAAGAUGUCUAUCAUAUAAGCUGUCGGUCUUCAGAUGGCCAACCGUCAUGGAUGCUUUAGAUGAGAUUCCUGUGUUGCAGGGGUUCGACUACAGGACCCUUGGGCGUCCCUUCCAAUUCUGUAAUUCUUUGAUUCUCCUCUGCAGGCUAAACACACCCAGCUCCCUCAACUGUUCCUGCUAAGGCUUGUUUUCCUUGGUCAUCUUGGUCACCCUUCUCUGCCCACCUUCCAGCUUUUCAGUAUCCUUAUUUUCUCAUGUUAGGGCUUAUCCGCACUUAGGUUUUGCUCUUUCCAGCAGAUGUCUGUGCUUUUUAAUGCUCCGUGUCAAAGCUUUCCCCUGAAAUUUCCCCACAGAACCCGCUCUUUAAAGCUGAAUCGGAGCAAACGUCAGUUCAGGUUUUCCAUGGACUUUUGUUUGCACCAAUUGGGCUUUAAAGAGCAGGUUUUUGUGGGGAAAGUUCCGGAGCCAAAAAAAGAGUUUUCAGACCAUUCCUGGAAAGAGUGGAGGAAAGCAAAGUUUGGAUAAGCCCUUAAAUGCAGUGCUAUUUUUCUAGAAAAAGAGGCCCUGGACCUCACCGUGAAUAUCUCCCUUGUUCUCUUAGAAUGGCAAUGGCGUCCACUUGGAGGCCUGAUUAAACAUAACUGCAUGUUUAAUGCUCUGAGUCAUUAUUUCUGGCAAAAGCAUUAGAUGGCCAUUGUUCAGAGGAGGUGUGGGGAUCUUUGGACUUCCAGUUGGAAGGGACCCUGAGGGUCAUCUAGUCCAACCCACUGCAAUGCAGGAAUCUUUUCCCAACGUGGGGCUCAAACCCAUGACCCUGAGAUGAAGAAUAUCCUGCUCUACAGACUGUGCUAUCCCUCAGGUGUUGCUGGACUGCAGCUCACAUUGUCCCUGAGCAUGAACGGGUUUAGAGGUUGCCCUGAAUAUUCUCCUUGUUUCAGGAUCCAAGAAUUUGUUAGACUGAGCAUUUGUUCUUCUGCUGUCGUCUGGCACUGAAGCAAGGGCUUAGUGCGCACAUGAUUUCAGCAUGCGAUUCUGCAUAUUCUGGUUUGCCAGGCAAUCAGCAGUUUGUGCAUGCACAUCCAUAAGUUGCUUGGGUAAUAAAUAAGGACGACUGAAACAAUCACACUGUGUUCCUCCUCCUCUUUAUCCUAGAUGCCAAAGACUUCGACCAGCUGAGCAGGCACAAUAUCACCCACAUCGUCUCCAUCCAUGAAUCCGCACAGCCAUUUAUUCCGGUAUGAGUGGGCUGGGUUUUUAUUGAGGGCAGGGAGGGGGUUUCAGUGCGCUACUCUGAGACAAUGCGAGGCAGUGGCUUUCGACAGUGGAUUUUGGACAUCAGUGGGGGUGGUAAAGCAGCAGACAGAUCUAAUCCAAUGGUCCCAAUCCACUACAAAUUCCUCCUCCUUUGGGAGCUGUAUAAAGGUAAAGGGACCCCUGAGCAUUAGGUCCAGUUGUGGCCGACUCUGGGGUUGCGGUGCUCAUCUCGCUUUAUUGGCUGAGGGAGCCGGCGUACAGCUUCCGGGUCAUGUGGCCAGCAUGACUAAGCCGCUUCUGGCGAACCAGAGCAGCACAUGGAAACACCGUUUACCUUCCCGCUGGAAUGGUACCUAUUUAUCUACUUGCACUUUGAUGUGAUUUCGAACUGCUAGGUUGACAGCAGCAGGGACCGAGCAACGGGAGCUCACCCCGUUGCGGGGAUUCGAACCGCCAACCUUCUGAUUGGCAAGUCUUAGGCUCAGUGGUUUAACCCACAGCGCCACCCGCAUCCCAUGGGAGCUGUAUGGGAGCACACUAUUGAGAUCAUACAGGCAUGUUCCCCGUACUCUUUUUGGCACCUGCUAAAAACAUUCUUAUUUAGACAAACUUAAAGUUUAGAAUUUGGGACGCUGUGGUCUAAACCACAGAGCCUAGGGCUUGCUGAUCAGAAGGCUGGUGGUUUGAAUCUCCACGACGGGUUGAGCUCCCGUUGUUCAGUCCCUGCUCCUGCCAACCUAGCAGUUCGAAAGCAUGUCAAAGUGCAAGUAGAUAAAUAGGUACCACUCUGGCGGGAAGGUAAAUGGCGUUUCCGUGCGCUGCUCUGGUUCGCCAGAAGCGGCUUAGUCAUGCUGGCCACAUGAUCCAGAAGCUGUACGCCGGCUCCCUCGGCCAAUAAAGCAAGAUGAGCGCCGUAACCUCAGAGUCAGCCACGACUGGACCUAAUGGUCAGGGGUACCUUUACCUUUAAAGCUUAGAAUUUGGGGCAUGGGUGGCGCUGUGGGUUAAACCACAGAGCCUAGGACUUGCUGAUCAGAAGGUUGGUGGUUCAAAUCCCCGCGAUGGGGUGAGCUCCCGUUGCUCGGUUCCUGCUCCUGCCAACCUAGCAGUUCGAAAGCACGUCAAAGUGCAAGUAGUUAAAUAGGUACCGCUCCAGCGGGAAGGUAAAUGGCAUUUCUGUGCACUGCUCUGGUUCGCCAGAAGUGGCUUAGUCAUGCUGGCCACAUGACCCGGAAGCUGUACGCCGGCUCCCUCGGCCAAUAAAGCGAGAUGAGCGCCGCAACCCCAGAUUCGGCCAUGAUUGGACCUAACGGUCAGGGGUGCAAUUUACCUUUACCUUUAAAGUUUAGAAAGUUGGUGUGAGUUUUAAUCUGCAUUUCAAGGAAAGAGAGCCCACAACCUCCUGAGGGAGACGGUGACACUGUUGAGCAGCCCUUACCAUCAGAAAGUUCUUCCUGCUGUUUAGUUGAAAUCUCCUUUCUUGUAACAUGAAUCCCUUGGUCCAGGUUUUAACCUCGAGAGCAGGUUGCAUGUGACAGCCCUUCAGAUAUUUGCAGAUGGCUAUCAUAUCUCCUCUCAGUCUCCUUUUACCGAAGCUCAAUACACUUGCUAGGGCUGGAGUUAUAGCAUGGUGAUAAUGCCUCUGGCUUGAAAGCAGAAAGGUCCCAAAUUCAAUUGCCGGAAUCUCCAGACAGAUUCCCUAUCUGAAAUCCUCUUAGGAAUUUUAAAUUACUGUAUUUUUCGUCCUAUAGGGUGCACCGGCCCAUAGGACGCACCUCGUUUUUUUGGGGGGGAAAUGAAUAAAAAAAAAUUAUUCCCCCCCCGCCGCGGCUGCCGUCCCAAGCCUUGCGCACACCUGCCCCAAGCACGGGGCACCCUCCGGAGGGCUCCGCGUGCUUCGGGCUGCAGGCUGCCGCCCCAAGCCUCUCGCGCCCGGCGGGACCUCCUGCCGGGCGCGCAAGGCUUGCGGACACUCGCCGGGGCUGCAGGCUGCUGCCCGCAAGCCUUGUGAGCCCGCGGGAACUCCCGCCGGGCUUGCAAGGCUUGCGGAUAGCUUCCUGAAGCCUGGAGAGCGAGAGGGGUCGGUGCGCACUCUCGCUCUCCAGGCUUCAGCGAAAGCCUGCAUUCGCCCCAUAGGACGCACACACAUUUCCCCUUCAUUUUUGGAGGGGAAAAAGUGCGUCCUAUGGGGCGAAAAAUACGGUAUGAUAUUCCAAAAGAUAAAACUAAAUUUUUCUUAUACGCGACGUCUGCAGCAAGAAUCCUGGUGGCUAAGUAUUGGAAAGGGAAUCAGCUACCCACUAGGGGCGAGUGGUUAUGUAAGCGUUCAGAAUAUUUAGAAUUAGCCAAAUUGACAGAUAUAAUAAAACAAAAACCCAAAAGUGAAGUGAAAAAGGAAUGGGAGUGCCUAAAGGAAUACCUUAAAAGCCAAGGUUCGAGGGCAGAAAUCUGGCUGUGUCUGGAAUAACCUUGUGAAGUGAAAGGAUAAGAAAGAGGGAUUUAUAGCUAGAUGCUAGGAUAGAGACGAUAAGGAAAACAGGAAGACACAAUGAGAGGUAAAGGAGGUGCUGUGGGAUUGGUGGAAGUCAAUGUAUGUUUUUCUUUUAGUGUUUAUAUUAUUAUUUUGUAAGAUUUGGAUAUAUAUUUUUGUAUGCUUGUUUUUGUGCAUUGUUAUUUUUCAUGUUGUUGUUGUUGUUGUGUGGAGAAUACUGAUAAAAUUAAUAAUUAAAAAAGGGGGGAGAAAUCCUAGAGAGCUUCUGCCAGUCGGUGUAGACAAUAUAGAGUCAAGUGGACCAAUGAUCUGACUUUGUAUAACUCAACUUCUGCUGCUUCUGUGUUGCUCUACCAUGGACCUAUGGCCACUCCCAAUCAGCAUUAUAAGAAAAAAGAAAGAACAGUUAAAUUGGGCAGAAGGAGAUCUGGGGUGCAAUGCAAAAGACCCAAAGUUUAACCCGCCUUAGAUCACCACCUGCUCCGCACAGCGAGAUAUAAAGAAAAUGUUUGGAAUUCCUCCUGAACUCAGCCCAGAUACAAGGGAACCUAGGAAACUGUCUUUUAAUGAGUCAAGUCAUUGGUCUGUUCAGGUCAGUAUUGUCUGCACGGACUGGCAGCAGCUCCCCAGACUUUCAGGGAGGGGACUUUCCCAGUCCUACCUGGAGAUGCCUUGGGGGAUUGAACCCGGGACUUUAUGGCAGGCGCUGCACCUGUUGAACUGCUGCCUUUCCUCCUGGGAGCCUCAUCUCAGUCAUUGGGUGUUUGUUUUUCCAGGGAAUCAUCUACCUCCGCAUUGCUCUGCCAGACACACCAGAGGCCAACAUGUAAGUAACGGUAAUAAUAAUAAAUAAUAAUAAUAAUGUUACUAUUUAUACCCCACCCACCUGGCUGGGUUAAACAUAAUAGAACAUCAGACAUUUAAAAACUUCCCUAAACAGAUCUCUUCUAAAAGUUGUAUAGUUACUUAUCUCCUUGACAUCUGAUGGGAGGGUGUUCCUCAGGGAGGGCACCACUGUUGAGAGAAGAAGGGGAGAAACAGUGUUUCAGCAAACGAAUUAAUAAACUGAAACUGAAUCCUUACGAGACAGAAGUCAGAGAUGUUGGGAAUCUGGGUUGGGGUCUGCCACAUGUUUUGCACAAUCGCGGCCAGGCUUGUGUUCUCUCCUCCGCCACCAAUUGCAAAACUGAAACCGGUGCACUGAGGAACGCGCAUGUUAACACACCGCAGACCUGUCGCUCAGCCACGUGCAGAGUCCCAGUAAACACGAUCACUUAUAUAAUCCCAUGGCCUGGAGGAAGAUCUCGACGGUAUCGCUUCACUCCAGUCCUGCAAGUUUUGAGUUUGCGCAAGAAGCAAAAACCAGGUCAGGAAGUUUUGGUUCUGUUUUGACUGAAAGUGCGGCUUCAAGCUGAAACGCUUCAGCUCCAAACCUUGAGGGAAGGAGAGGGGCAGAGAAGAAGUUCCAUGUGGGGUGAUGGGGCAUAGUAAGAGCUAUUUUUUGAGAGCUUGUUGUUGUUUAGUUGUUUAGUCGUUUAGUCGUGUCCGACUCUUUGUGACCCCCUGGACCAGAGCACGCCAAGCACUCCUGCUUCCACUGCCUCCCGCAGUUUGGUCAAACUCAUGCUGGUAGCUUCGAGAACACUGUCCAACCAUCUCGUCCUCUGUCGUCCCCUUCUCCUUGUGCCCUCCAUCUUUCCCAACAUCAGGGUCUUUUCCAGGGAGUCUUCUCUUCUCAUGAGGUGGCCAAAGUAUUGGAGCCUCAGCUUCAGGAUCUGUCCUUCCAGUGACCACUCAGGGCUGAUUUCCUUAACAAUGGAGAGGUUUGAUCUUCUUGCAGUCCAUGGGACUCUCAAGAGUCUCCUCCAGCACCAGAAUUCAAAAGCAUCAAUUCUUCGGCGAUCAGCCUUCUUGAUGGUCCAGCUCUCACUUCCAUACAUCACUACUGGGAAAACCAUAGCUUUAACUUUUGAGAACUAGUCAGAGUUAUUCCUGCACUGCAGGAAGUUGGACUAGAUGAUCCAUGGGGACAAGUCUCUGAUUCUAUUCCGUCCCAUGGUCUUUUGGGGCUAAGCUUGUACAGAGUCUGCUCUUGAAAUCUGGCUCCCUGGCAUUGAACCCUGUUUUGGCUUUGUUUUCGUCCUUCUAGCAAGAAGCACUUCAAGAAAUGUAUCCAUUUCAUCCAUUCCUGUCGCCUGCAUGGAGGGAACUGCCUUGUUCACUGGUAUGUUGACUUUUUUGGGGGGUUGUUUCACUCGGCUCUUGUGGGCUUUCUGGCGGGGGGCACCUGGUGGGUCCCUGGGAGAAACAGGACGCCUGCACAGCCUACUAUGAUUUGCCAGAUGUUGCUGGACUACAACUCCCAUCAUCACUGGGCACUGGGUUAUGUUGGCUGGGGCUGAUGGGAGUUGGAGUCCAACUCAGCACUUUCUGCACUUUUUGAAACGUUUGGCAAAUGGGAAUAAUAGCCAUCCUUUGAAAUGGACACUUCUCCAGAUUUUGCACAUUUCAGCGAUGUGUACUAAAAUUGCACAUACAGUAAAUUGUGCAUAUAACUGCAUAUAUUAGUGAAAAAAUAUAAUACAAGAAUGCAUAUUGGGGAAAUUUUAUUUGCAAAAAAAAAAAAUGCAUGUUGGGGAAAAUUGCAUUUUAAAACUGCAUAUUAGAAGAAUUUGCAUUAAAAUGCUGGAGAAUUUCCAUGAGGAUUUUUAAAAAAAAAAUUAAAGAAAGAAUUACAGUCAUACCUCAGGUUAGAGAUGCUUCAGGUUGCGUUUUUUUGGGUUACGGACCCGCCGAAACCCGGAAGUGCUGGAACGGGUUACUUCUGGGUUUCAGUGGUCGCGCAUGCGCAGAUGCGCUAAAUUGCGCUUUGCGCAUGCGCGCUGAAUCGCAACCGUGCAUGCGCAGAUGCGGCGCUGCAGGCUGCAAAUGCUGCGGGUUGCGAACGUGUAUCCCGCACGGAUCAUGUUCGCAACCCGAGCGUCCACUUUACAAACCGAUAUGGAAAUGUGGGGAUGUAACUUGUCCCAAAAGAUGAGAAAGCAAAAUUGACGUAUUUGCUCACCUGGAGGGCACCAGGAGGAUGAAGGCUUCUGGGGGGCGGGGGGUGGGUAACAGAGCCAUUCUGUCUUGCCCACCUGCAGCACAUGUACCAGUCCUUGCCCUUCUGUUUCCCUGCCCCCCCCUUUCUGUCCCACUGGGACUCUUCUUAUGUUCUUCAGAAAGGGUGUCCCUCACCAUUUGCCUUCCUGUCACACUGAGCCAUAUCCCUGCCAGGGAUCCUCUAAUGCUGCCUUGAGGUCCAGGGUUUCUAGAAGUGAGGUUCAUGCUCCAUGAUUUUUGGUUGCCAAGGAAAAAUAGGUUUAAAAAGCCUGGAUGCCAAGAUCCGGGCUUUAGGGAAGUGCUCUUUGGCCAGAGAACCCCAGCAGAGAUUUAAAAUCACAAAUCAUGCAGCAAGUAAAGUGUGGAAAUCUAGGCUGUCAGACCAUUAAAAUAUGUGACUUCCAAGACAGUCCCCUCUUCCCCCAUCGUAGGAAAAGACCAGACGUUUGGUAAGUUAAAAACGGUUUACUUACAAACUCUCCAAAGGUCAGAUUCAUGUGCUUUCCCACACAGCCGUCAGAAAACACAGGUGGUCAAACUUGGCUUUGUUACGGUGGUGAAAGUCCCUAAAUUAUUGGUAUAGGAACGCAAGGGUGGCUUGUAAGAGCCAUGCGGCUGAGCUGCAGCAACCAGCUUAGCCUCUUCACACGCUGAGCUUCUCAGGUAGAUGGGAAGGAGAACAACAGGCUUGAUUACUUUCCUCCCAAGGAGUGGGGGAGUGACCUAGCUGAGCCUGGCAGGACAGCUGACUCUAUGGCUUUAACCCCUUCAUGCACUGAUCAGACUUAAGCAUGUUGGUUCCAGGAGGCUGGCUGUCCCCCAAUAACAACCCCACGAGAAGGUCCCAAGCGUGGCUUCGCGUUUGUUGGUGGGUAGGAAUGCAGGCAGAGGGCCUUGCGACAGGCCAGGAGGGGAGGCAGAGGUUUCUGAUGGCUUCUCCGUCUGCCUCCAGCCUCGCAGGGAUCUCCCGCAGCACCACCAUCGUCCUCGCGUACGUCAUGGCCGUGACACAGCUGAACUGGCACGACGCCCUGGAGGCCGUCAAGGCAGCCCGGCCCGUCGCCAAUCCCAACCCAGGUUUCCGUCAACAGCUGGAGGAGUACGGGGGCAGCCGGUCUGUGAAGAAGGUGAGAGCAGGAGACACAUGUGAUGUGGUAUGCCUGUGAAGGGUUUGGGCAUAGCCAGAGACAGUUUAACAUUUGGAUGCUGCGUUAGAAUCAUAGAAUCAUAGAGCUGGAAGAGACCACAAGGGCCAUCGAGUCCAACCCCCUGCCAAGCAGGAAACACCAUCAGAGCACUCCUGACAUAUGGUUGUCAAGCCUCUGCUUAAAGACCUCCAAAGAAGGAGACUCCACCACACUCCUUGGCAGCAAAUUCCACUGUCCAACAGCUCUUACUGUCAGGAAGUUCUUCCUAAUGUUUAGGUGGAAUCUUCUUUCUUGUAGUUUGGAUCCAUUGCUCCGUGACCGCUUCUCUGGAGCAGCAGAAAACAACCUUUCUCCCUCCUCUAUGUGACAUCCUUUUAUAUAUUUGAACAUGGCUAUCAUAUCACCCCUUAACCUCCUCUUCUCCAGGCUAAACAUGCCCAGCCCCCUUAGCCGUUCCUCAUAAGGCAUCGUUUCCAGGCCUUUGACCAUUUUGAUUGCCCUCCUCUGGACACGUUCCAGUUUGUCAGUGUCCUUCUUGAACUGUGGUGCCCAGAACUGGACACAGUACUCCAGGUGAGGUCUGACCAGAGCAGAAUACAGUGGCACUAUUACUUCCCUUCAUCUAGAUGCUAUACUCCUAUUGAUCUUUAUAUUUUGAGGUUUAGCACCUGUCAUUUUCACAUACCCUGGGAUCCUAUAGAAUGGUGGUCCAAGCAUGCCAUCAAUCCUUCAGAUGCAGUUCGCCUGUUGCCUCGUCAAGCUCUUAGUGCAUCUGACUUGGUGCUGUCUGUGCUGAUUGGCAGGUGGCGGGAGGGAUGAGAAUACAGUGGUACCUUGGUUCUCAAACUUAAUCCAUUCUGGAAGUCUGUUCCAAAACCAAAGCAUUCCAAAACCAAGAAAGUAAUGCAAAACUGAUUAAUCCGUUCCAGACUUUUAAAAACAACCCCUAAAACAGCAAUUUAACAUGAAUUUACUAUCUAACGAGACCAUUCAUCCAUAAAAUGAAAGCAAUAACCAAUGUACUGUACUAUAAAAUAAAUAAAACAAUAUGGUAGAUGAUAAAAAUUAAAAUUAAUUUUUUCCCCUUACCUGCACUGAUGAUAGUCACUGUUUGGAUGGGGGGCUUUUAUCCAUUUCUGCAGCCACACAAUCAAUCAAUCAAUCAAUCAAUCAAUGAAUAGCUGAACUGGGAUCCACACAGUCACAAAAACAAAUUAACUGAAAAAGCCUCAAAACAAAAAACGCUAAAUGAAUAGCAAAGCAAAAGCACCAAAUAUAAGCUCCAAAUAUCACCUUACAGCACUGCAAUCGGAAACGGAUGGCUUGAUUUAGAAUGGGGGGGAUGAAAAUUAGCAGCGCAACAGGAAACACAGGGGGGACGCAAAACGGAGCACGUUCGGCUUCUGAGAAAAUGUUUGAAAACCAGAACACUGACUUCCAGUUUUGCAGCAUUCGGGUUCCAAGUUGUUUGUGAACUAAGCUGUUUGAAAACCGAGGUACCACUGUACAGAGCGCAGCGAAUAGGAGCCCAACAUUUGAAUCAGGCUACUGGCUUCCCUAGCUCUGCACAGAUGUGCAGCAGCUCUCAAGGAGGUCAGGCCAGGGGUUUUUCCCAGGUGAACCUGGACAUACUGCCAGAGAUUUAACCUGGCACCUUCUGCAUGCAAAGCUACCAGGUGUCCUACCUCUGUGCUGCGACCCUUCCCUUAAGACAUAGGAACCUGCUUCGUACCAGGUCAGAUCAUUGCUCCAUCCAGCCGACUGGCUCCCUGGGCACUCGGGUGGUGUCUCUGCCCUUCAUGCCAGGGAUUUGAACCUGGAACCUUGUGUGUGCCAAGCAGGUGCUGUGCCACCGGCCUGCAUCCCGCUGAAUGGGCAAGGACAGCCUUAUGCUGGGGAAGGGCAUAUUUGAAAUAAAGGAUUCUGAGCGGGAGACGGAAAUAGGAUGCUUGCAAUCAUCAGCUUUUUGUCUUGUGUGCUGGAGACAGAAAAAGACAGAUCACAGGGGUGGAGAGCGGUUCAACUCACGCUUGUUUACAAAGUUUGCAUGAUGAUGUCAUAUCUCUGACUUGUCAUUACGCAAAGCCCUCGCCUCUCAGUCUCUGCAAUGUUGGUGGCCGUUGUCGAUGCUGUCAUUCUUCCAGCUUUUAUUAUAGAGCCAUGACUGAUGGGUCUGCUUAUUUAUUGUCAAUAAUAAUAAUAAUAAUAAUAAUAAUUUUAUUAUUCAUAUUCUGCCCAUCUGACUGGGCUGCCCCAGCCACUCUGGGCAGCUUCCAUCAAAAUAUAAAAACAUAAUAAAACAUCAAACAUUUAAAAAUUCCUUAUACAGGGCUGCCUAAAGUCAGAUAGUUGUUUAUUUCCUUGACAUCUGAAGGGAUGUUGGUCUUAGACUUAGUUGGUCUUUAAGGUGCUACUAGACAAUUUUUUUUUAUUUUUAUAUAUAUUUCUACUGCAUCAGACCAACUCAGCUACCAACCUGAAUCUGAAGGGAGGGCGUUCCACAGGGAGGGUGCCACCACUGAGAAGGCCCUCUGCCUGGUUCUCUAGCUUCACUUCUUGCAAUGAGGGAACCUCCAGAAAGCCCUCAGAGUUGGACUGCUUACGUUUGUACUCCACCUUUCUUUUUUCAAGGUGGCACAGAUGGGGUUCCCUUGUGGUCACCUAUACAAUGCCAGGCGAUACCCGGGGAUUAACUGGCAUGUGUUCCAAGAUUACCUUCUGUUAUGUACUGAGUUGAAUAGGAUCCAAACUGCAGCAGUCUGAUUGGUCCUAGAACAAUAGGCUCCAAAAUGCAGCAGUCUGAUUGGUCCUAGAACAAUGCAGCAGUCUGAUUGGUCAGCAGGAGCCACCCAAUCCAGCUCCAGAUAGAAGUGAAUCCACAACCUGAUUGGCCCACAGGAGAAUCCCGGAACUAGCCAGUCACGUGGGGCCCAUUGUGUAAAUAAUGUAUAUAAAACAGAUACUUUGAGGGGACUUCCAUUCCCUCACCACUAUGAGCUGAAUAGAGAGCAUGAAAUCCGCUCUCGACUCUGAGUAUAUUUCACCUUCGUAGUCAUAAGGGCUAGUAACUUGCUGGGCUUUUUCGAAAGGCUAAUUCUAUGUUUGCAUGGUGUAAUUGUAAUUGCAAGCAUCCUCACUGCCCUCUUUUUUGCGAGACAUGCAUCUGUGGCCGGAAUGGCAAAGGGAGUCUUGCAAACUGUCCUGUUUUUAAAUAGGUUUUUAUUUUUAUUAGUAUUGUUUUACUACUCUGUUGUUUGCUGGCCCCGGUUCCUUUGGGAGGAACGCUUGCUCACCACUCCCCGCCCCUUUUUCUUGUUGACAGAUCCACCGGAGACUUGAGCGCAAGUAUGGAGCAUCGCCUUUUAGUGACGAAGAGGACAUCAGAGCCCUGCUCCCACCUGGGAAAAGGCUCCUGGUCCCUAGGAGAGAUGGGGCUCCGCAGACCCUGGUGCCAAAGGAGAGAGGAGCCAAGCACACAGACCCCUUUCUGCUGCGGAUGAAGCAGACCUUCUCCUGCCUCCCGGGGUGUUUGAAAUGA
Podarcis lilfordi (Lilford's wall lizard) is the source of this 21932-nucleotide messenger RNA. The record is from the annotation of a GenBank genome assembly. NCBI's taxonomy places the organism in Eukaryota, Metazoa, Chordata, Lepidosauria, Squamata, Lacertidae.